UUGGUUGCAGAGGAAAACGAAAGUUAUGUAGGAAAUUUGGGGCGUUUUGAAUGCGAGACGCCGCUCUCCGACCCCCGCCGUUUUCGCUCUCCGGAGUGUUGCAGAGGAGCUGGUCGGAGGCGGAGGCCCCUGCUGCCCCAGGUGUUGUUGUUCGUCCAGACCAUGGGGGAUCUGGGGAGACCCUCGCCUCGGGAUCAGAACAGCCCCGAAAAACCAACCUCCGAGUCCGGGACGUCGGAAGGGCUGCAUCAUCUGCAAGCAACCGAAAGGAUGUGGGGGGAAGCCCUCUGUGAAAAACAUCGCGAGCCCCUCAAGGUUUUCUGCUGGGAGGACCGCGCUUUCAUCUGCUUGGUAUGCGACAAAUCCAAGAAGCACCGAGGCCACCUGGUACUUCCCGUCGAGGAGGCAGCUCAAGAUUACAAGAAAGAGAUCCAGAUCAAGCUACAAAAACUGAAGCUGGGGAGAACGGCUGCUGAAGGGUCAAAGCAGACUCAGGAGAAGCAAAUGGCUGCGUAUUUGGAAGACAUCAAAGCAGAGAGAAGAAAGAUUGCGCAGGCGUUCCAGCAACUCCGCUUGUUUCUAGAAGAGCAGGAAAAUGGCCUCUUGGCUCGGUUGAGUGACCUGGAGAAGCAACAGGAUGAAAGUAGCACCAGACUUUCAAACAACGUUUCUUUUCUCAAUGACCUGAUCUGUGAGCUAGAGAAGCACUGUCAGAGGCCUGCGGGUGAAUUUUUACAGGAUCUCAAGGAAACUUUAAGCAGGUGUGAAAAGGGUGAGCUCCUUUACUUCCAAGAGAAACCUGUUAACCUGGAAAAAGAUCUCAGGGCCAUCUCUCAGCAAACUGGUCUAUUAAUGGAAAACUUCAAGAAAUUUAGAGAAUCACUGAUGGCUGAAUUGCAGAAAAGCAAGACCCAAAGGCUUAACAGGGUCCUCUCGAGUCAGACUGAUGAGCCCGAUCAGCCCCAGGCCUUCUGGCCAAGAUUGCAUAAUGAUGCCCUGAGAACAGACAAGAAAGUCUCCCCAGUCAACGUUACCCUAGAUCCACGUACGGCCAAUCCCCAUCUCUUCCUCUCCUUGGAUCAGAAGACAGUCACGCACCUGGAUCGUGCGCAGGCCUUGCUGGACAACCCUGAGAGAUUUGAUGCCGAGUUCUUCGUGCUGGGCUGCGAAAGCUUCUGCUCUGGGAAGCACUCCUGGGUGGUGAACGUCGAGCAGGGGCAGAACUGGGCCAUUGGCGUUGCCCAGGAGUCCGUGAGGAGGAAGGGGAGCCUCAGCCUCAACCCACAGCAAGGCAUUUGGGCAGUACAGCAGUGCUGGGGCCAGAUGCAAGCCCUGACCUCUCGCUGGACUACCCUGUUCCUGCUCAGGAAGCCCAGAAGGAUCAGAGUACAUCUGGAUUAUGAGGGAGGGUGGGUGGCCUUUUUUGAUGCAGAGCUGGAUGCUCCUAUUUUUACUUUCCCACCUACCACGUUCAAGCAAGAGAGGAUUCACCCUUGGUUCUGGGUGGCAUCUGGAUCUCAGCUCACCUUAUGCCCCUGAGAUUAUUCCAGGCGUUUGGGAUUUCAGCAAUCUUGUAUUAAUAUUGGACAUAAAGCAGCAAUGUGACAAUUGCUUUGGCACGACUUUGGUUAACUAUGUCAGCAGAGAAACGGUUAGGUACUUUUUGAAAUUUUAGUCAAGCAUUAAAUGUCACUGAAUGCACCACUCAGGGAUAUAUUUUAAUGGAAGGCGUUGCAAUUUUCUAAAAGGGAUUUUGGCUAGCAGAAAGCUCUGGUGGAAGGGGGGAAAAAAUAACGAUUUGAAAAUGCUUAACAUAGUUGGACACACUUAUUUCCCAGGAGAGUUGUUCUCCCAUACCACUCUGUAGCAGAGUGCAAAAUAAAAUAAAUGUGCUGGAGUGCAUGACUAGUCAAAAUAUAAAACAUAUGUUUCUAGUCCUCAUGGCUGUGCUUUGGAAAAAUUGUGAGAUGGCAAUUUUAAUUAAGAAUUUAGAAUCAAACUGAUGGCUACCUGUCUUUUUGGCAAAUCUAAAGUCAAAGCCUUCAACAGUGAAAUUUCUGGAACAUUAUAAUUUAUAUUCCCAUCUCCCCCUCAUGCAUUGGGGACAGAAGAGCUUUGUGUCUUGAAACACUUACAUCCUUCCCUUCCACUCAUUUUCUUCUGAUGUAGAGGCUUCCUAUAUCUAUUCCAAUGCCGAGAUUUCUGUGUGAAGUAAAUAGCAUCUCAACUACUAGCAGAAUUUGCUUUGUUUUUUCCCACCUAUUUUUAGGAAGUUAUCUCCACACUGAGUUGGAAAUAACAUGUAAAUGUUCAUAUAUCCAUUUAUGUAAGGCUAUUCCAUUGCACAAUGCAUAUAUUUGGAUUGUACUGUCAUACAACUGAUUGGAGUUUUCUGGUUGCAAAUUUUAACAUUUUUUGGUAUAAUCUGUCAUACAGACACACUUAUUUUAAAAUAAAAAUCCAUGUCACUACUAUGAAUAACACAAAUUGCUUCAAAGCAGCUACUUGUGCUUCAUUUUGCAGUGUUGAUUCACUAUUAUUUGAAUGACCAUUUUUGUAUCGCCUUGAUCUAAAAACGGAAAAUGAAGGAGGAAGGGAAUAAAUACUGUGUGCUGCACAGUUUAUAUAUUGCAACAUCUCUUUCUAAAGAAGGUCUCCUAUAAAACCAAUAAAAAUUCAGAGGCAUUGUCACUGGCUUCAUACAUCAAGUAAUGAGUAAGAAAGGCUGACCUACUUAAGUACAAAAUACAGUGCAAUAGAGUAAGGUUUGGUCUUUGCAACAGAUAAUUUGAUCCAUGAGGUAAAAUCAUAAACAUAUUUAUUCAAAACAGCAUUCUCCUUGUAUAUGUGAUUAUUUUAUUGCAUUGUAAAGGCUCUCCAGUCUGACUAUUGUCAAGAAAAACACCAUUUAACUGAAACUCUGAUCCAAUGGAUACUAAAUUGGACCUAAACAUCUGUUGCACUUUAAAGACUAACAUAUUUAUUGCAGCAUAUACCCAUUAUUUCAGAGAUAUGCUUUAUCAAGAACAAGAAGCAGUCAUGGAUGUGGCUCAUACAGUAUAUGUAGUUAAAAACUUCUGCUGGCAAAAUGAAGUCAAGAUUAAGAAACAAAACAGCUCUCAGUUGUCAUAGAGCCAAAAUUAUUAUGGAACUCUUAAUAAAAAAAUUGAAGUCAACCGGUUCUUAAGACUAAAUGGCAAGAACUUUUGAGUAA
This is a messenger RNA of Ahaetulla prasina, 3214 nucleotides long. RefSeq names its product zinc finger protein RFP-like. NCBI's taxonomy places the organism in Eukaryota, Metazoa, Chordata, Lepidosauria, Squamata, Colubridae. The transcript has 7 exons. Bases 163 to 1539 code for a protein of 458 amino acids. The record is from RefSeq and is a predicted model, not a curated record. Gene Ontology annotation, molecular function: protein binding; zinc ion binding.